Molecule: messenger RNA, 1355 nt
Organism: Brassica oleracea var. oleracea
Lineage: Eukaryota; Viridiplantae; Streptophyta; Magnoliopsida; Brassicales; Brassicaceae
Product: E3 ubiquitin-protein ligase ATL4-like
Exons: 1
Coding region: 187-1182 (331 amino acids)
Source: RefSeq, a predicted model, not a curated record
UAUUAAAUAUCGACAGUUAGAGUUGGUUCGGUGAAAUUUAUUUCUCUGUCUCUCUCCCAGCGUCCCCCUUCUUUAUAAAUCUUUCCUCCACCAUGACUUUCUCACGUGCCCUCCUCCUUUCUUCUUCUUUCCACCACCACCGCCAUUAAUACAAACACUCUCAUCUGCUUCUUCUCUCUCUCAUCAAUGGAGUCUCUCAUCGACCCUAGCCAUGGCGAUUCUCACUCUUCUUCUCUCGACAGUCUCAAACCUAGUGUCUUAGUCAUCAUCCUCAUCCUCCUCAUGACUCUCCUCAUCUCCGUCUCCAUCUGCUUCCUCCUCCGCUGUCUCAACCGCUGUAGCAGCCACCACUCUCCUCUCUCUCCCUCUACCACCUCCUCCUCCGAGUCACUCCGAUUCUCUAACCGCCGAGUCUCUCCCGAAACGGAGCGUUCCUCGGUGCUCGACUCGCUCCCGGUUUUCAAAUUCUCCUCCGUCACUCGCCGAUCUAGCGCCUCUAACUCCAGCGACUGCGCCGUUUGUUUGUCGAAGUUCGAGCCGGAGGAUCAGCUCCGUCUUCUGCCUCUAUGCUGCCACGCGUUCCACUCUGAUUGUAUCGAUAUCUGGCUCGUGUCGAAUCAAACGUGUCCUCUCUGUCGUUCUCCUCUGUUCGCGUCGGAGUCUGAUCUCAUGAAGGCGCUUAACACCUCCGCGUCUCUAGGAAACAACGGCGGAGGAGGAGAUAACAGUUUCCGUCUCGAAAUCGGAUCUAUCAGCCGUCGCAACAAUCCCACUCCGGAAUCCGGCGACCAGCACCGGUCUUACUCUAUCGGCUCGUUCGAUUACAUAGUCGACGACGUGGAAUCCGAAAUCUCUGAGUCAAACUUCAACGGCACAAACGCAUCGCGAAAGCAGGAAGGUGCAACUGCGACUGCGGUUGCGGUUACGACGUCGGAUUCUAAUGCGGCGUUUGAAGAGAGUUUGGCGGGGGAGAUAGGUAACGAGGGUUCAAGAAGCUGGCUUAAGGAUUACGUGGACAGACUCUCGCGUGGUGUUUCGUCUCGUGCGAUGUCGUUUAGAAGCUCCGGGAGAUUUUUUACCGGGAGUAGUAGGCGGAGCGAGGAAAUGGCGGUGGUGGAUAUAGAAGCGAAUAGUGCCGGAGAGGAGAUAAGCGAGCUUUUCCGGUGGCUUUCAGGUGUGUGACUACGAUGAGUGAGUCUCACGUUUUAUUCAUUCACUUGGGUCUGCACAUAUACAGUGUCUGAAGACUUUUCUUCAGUUACGGAUAUUUUUUUGUUUGGUUUUGCCAUUUUCCGGUCAUAUAAGAGAUUGGAUUUUCUAAUCAUAAAUGAUAUAUUAAUGGUCUAUUGUAAGGC